GUUUGGGGUUUGGUCGAAAAGUGAAUUCAGGUUGCUUUUUCAUUUCAGUUACCUAUCUGUAUGAUAAUGUUUUAAUUGAUUUGGAUUGUGCUUUAGUGAUUAAUCUCUCUGUUGCUGGUUUCUUGACUCUUAUAAACUUAGAAUGCUAUCAUAUUUGCUAGGAUGAGAACGAGUUGUGUGAACGAAAAUUGGGUAGGGGAAUUGAAGCUUGUUCGAAUUUCCAGAUAAUGGUACCAUAUAGGAGAUUUACACUUAAACAACUGAAAAAAAGAAGAUCUUCCUUUUCUACUCUCGUAACAUCUCUUCCCGUUUGUUUUGUAGCAAAGUCAGCAUUCUUUUCCAAAUUUCUUUUGCUUAGCACAAGAAAUACAGUUGCCGUGUUACCAAGUACUCCGCUCAUCUGUAUCAACUCAGGAGCUUGAAGAACUUCUCAGAGGAUCUGUGAAAAUCACUUCUUUGGUGCAUAGAAUUGAAUAUCUGUUGGGUCAUAGCAAAAGGAGGACACCAUGGAUGUUGAUUCAAAGCAAACUAUGGAGGAAACUAUCCUCGUGGGUGAUGAUCUGAUGAUGGGCCCGCCGUCACCUGUUAUUCCACCUGAGAUAGCGUCUCAUGUACUCGAAGGUGUUGAUCUCUGUGACGGAAUCUUGAGAAAUCUGUUCCUCUGCUUACAAAUCAAUGAUAUCGAGCCAUUCUGUCAGGACGAAAUUGCUUUAUAUCGGCAAUGUGCAGAAAGAAGGGAUAAGGAGCUCAGGCAACGCCUUCAAGAUAGUGAACAGAAAUUAGGGAUGUCGAUGCCUCUAGAUCAAGCAAAAGAAAGAGCCACGCAACUAGAAUCAGAAGUCACAUCACUAGAGAGGCACUUGAUUUUGGCAAGUGGAGUUGAAGGUAUGGAAGGUUUUCGGCAACGAUGGAGUUUACAUGGUCGCAUGACUGAUACCAAUUGCUACUGCCUUUUGUGUUGUUCUUUGGGCCGAGGGUCUAUCGGAAACAGUCUCUCUACCUUCUCAAGGUAGGGUUAAGGAAAAGGCUGGAGGCUCUGAAGAGGGGAAUGGAUAGCAGAAAGGAUGAGCCAGCUGAAAAUAUCUCUACCAAGAAAAAAUGGUUCUCCUGGUGAAACCAUCCAACAAAUUGUUACUUUGUACUCUUUUGUAUCGCGUCGAUUGUUCUUUAUGCAAAGGUGAAUCUAGAAUUUGAAGUUUUAGGGUUCCUACACCGGGAUUCACAGUCAAAAAUAUAAAUAUUUAGUGAAUUCUUAAUACAUAUAUGUUCUGUGCGAAAACUAUUGGAU
Messenger RNA from Capsicum annuum, 1288 nucleotides. RefSeq lists its product as uncharacterized. Bases 507 to 1013 code for a protein of 168 amino acids. NCBI's taxonomy places the organism in Eukaryota, Viridiplantae, Streptophyta, Magnoliopsida, Solanales, Solanaceae. The record is from RefSeq and is a predicted model, not a curated record. The transcript is spliced from 7 exons.